GAAGUGGAGCGCAGCCUGGAGUCGAUGACUGCUGAGCGUGAUGGUCUGCAGCAACGACUGACAUCGACGUCGGAGGAGCUCUCUGAGCAGCUGCAAGCGGUAGAGCAGGCGAAGGCGUACAUUUCGGAGUUGAAGAGUGAGAAUGAUUCUCUUUUUACCCAACUGCAGCACUGUUUAGUGAAGUUUGAGGCAGUGAACGUCCGUCUUAACUUGUGGAGGUCUAGUGGUAAGUUGAAUGACUCCACAUCAACUGUGUCAGAGUAUCCAUUGACGCGCUCUGUGGUUGGAAUUAAGAAGUGA
Molecule: messenger RNA, 300 nt
Organism: Trypanosoma theileri
Lineage: Eukaryota; Euglenozoa; Kinetoplastea; Trypanosomatida; Trypanosomatidae
Exons: 1
Source: RefSeq, a predicted model, not a curated record